ACCUUAAGCCCACGUCAUCAUCUUCAAUGGCUGCAACUCUGCUUCCUCUUCUCCUCUUCCUCGCCGCCGCAGCCGCCAAUCCCGCUCCUGCUUCCGCCUGCUUCUCUUCCAUAUUCAGCUUCGGAGACUCGAUCUCUGACACUGGAAACUAUCUCAUAUCAUGUGGCGCCACGCCCGAUCCCGUCGGCCACCCGCCUUACGGCCAGACCUUCUUCCAUCGCCCCACCGGCCGCUGCUCCGAUGGCCGCCUCAUCGUCGACUUCCUCGCUCAAGAACUUGGAUUGCCUUUGGUGCCGCCGUAUCUUUCCGGGGAGACCUCGCCGGAGGGAGCUAAUUUCGCCGUCGCUGGUUGCACUGCGCUCGACAACGACUUCUUUCGAUCGCUAGGGUUGGAGAUUUCAUGGAGAAAUUACUCCUUGGGAGUACAAAUGGAGUGGUUCCAGCAACUGCUUCCCUCGAUUUGCUCCUCUUCCUCAGAGUGCCGAAAUCUCAUGGCCGAUUCUCUGUUCCUCGUCGGAGAAAUCGGCGGCAACGACUACUGCCACAGUCUCCUCCAAGGACGAGCAGUGGAGGAGGUCAAAGCCUUCGUUCCCGACGUGAUCUCCGCCAUCAGCUCCGCCAUCACGGAACUGAUCCGGCUCGGCGCGAGAACGCUGGUGGUUCCCGGAGCCGUCACGCUCGGUUGCCUGCCCAUUUUAUUAGACCACUUCCGGAGCAACGAUGCCGGCGACUACGAACGGGAAACAGGGUGCCUCAAGUUCCUGAACAGAUUCUCAGAGCACCACAACGAGCUGCUCUUGCGCGAGCUGAACCAGAUCCGGCAAGCAAAUCCCGACGCCGCCAUCAUCUAUGCUGACUACUACAACGCGAUGGCGGCCAUCUACCGGAAUCCGCGGCGCUACGGAUUCAGCAGGAGCCCUCUGGUGGCGUGUUGCGGCGGCGGAGGACAGUACAAUUUCAACGCGUCGGCACUGUGCGGCGACGAGGCGGUGACGGCGUGCCGCGACCCGACGGAGUACAUUAGCUGGGACGGCAUGCACUUCACCGAAGCUGGUUACCGGGCCGUGACCAGCGAAUUAUUGGGCCGAUGGACCGAGCCUUCGUUGGCCCAAAUUUGCCCCCAAAUCGACGCCAAUUUCUCGCAGGGAAUCCACGCUUCCAUUUAAGCUACGUUUGGUUUGAUGUAAUGUAAUUGAAUAAUGUAAUCAAAUUUGUAAUGUAAUGUAAUAUAAUCGUGAUUACAUUACUACGUUUGAUAAUGUAAUGUAUAUAAUCUUUAAUUACAAGGAUGAUUACAUUCUUUUGUUUGGUG
This is a messenger RNA of Zingiber officinale, 1312 nucleotides long. RefSeq names its product GDSL esterase/lipase At1g28580-like. The transcript is spliced from 5 exons. Gene Ontology annotation, molecular function: hydrolase activity, acting on ester bonds. The record is from RefSeq and is a predicted model, not a curated record. Lineage: Eukaryota; Viridiplantae; Streptophyta; Magnoliopsida; Zingiberales; Zingiberaceae. The coding region runs from base 27 to 1166 and encodes 379 amino acids.